CUCGUUUUUCUCACCGGGUCAGGGUCAAAGUGGGUCAACCCGGGUGUACCCGCGGGUUGACAACUUUGCAUCCUUCCCAAUUUCGCACUCUAGGCUUGACUCCUGCGAAUGCGAUUCACCAUUGCCGUCGGGACCCAUCACCGUCUGGUGCUGCCACCAGAGGAUUAGCUGGUUGUGUGUAGAUGCCGAAGAUGAAGGAGGCCGAUCGGUCGAUUUCUUCCGCAUGCCCCGUGGUUGUAUCAGGCGCUGGAUACCAAUCAAUUUCUUGUCGUUUCUGCUCGCGGCUUUAGAGAGCUGGUGAAACUCGAGAGCUCCAACGAGAUUAAUUGUGAUUGGGAGACUGUAGCAGGGACAGAAGAAAGCUCAUCGACAGAGUGGAUUUCGGUGAUUGAGGGACUGAAAUAGUGUUGCAGAAGACGUUUCCUCGACUACAUCCUUGAAGGACUUGCACGGCGGCUAAAUUCCUUCUGAUCUUCCUUUUCCCUCUAAUCCCGGAGUGUAACUGUGGCUGUAUUGAUUGGUAGCACUCAUGGCUCCGCGAUCCAAGGCCAUUGUUUACAACCAGCACGCCCCGCCCGAUUCACGUUGUUAGGAUGGUCGAGUUGUUGCUGGUGGAAGUGAAAGAGAACGAUAUUUGCGGUAGGAUGCUAGCUGCACUGAUUAAUCCUUCGAAUUGAAGUGCCUGCAGUUGGAGGACACGAAGAGAUUGGAGUGGUGUAUUCUGUGGGCUGAACAGUGAAAGAAUUUUCUCCCGGUGAUCGUAUCAUUCUGCCUCCUCCCUCUUCUGGUAACCCGAUUCUCUCUUUUCCUGAGAUGAAAACUUCCUAGACUGUUGGUACUUCUUAGGCCCGGAAUAAAGCCAUCUAGUUGUAUGUUGAAGAAGCAUUGAGUUUUGGAAUAGAAAUGGAUGAACUUGCCAAUUCUGUUGAGUUGGGGAAGAAAUGCAAUGAAAAGAUUAGUGAAUGUCACUUAGCAACACUCGCAUUGACUGGCAGCAGGCUUGACUAGAGAAUAUCAAAUGCAGAUUUUCUGGCUGCUUUAUUAAGAGGUUCAACUUUGUGAUGGUUAGGGACAUGCGAGCCUUAUGUACGAAGCAGGAGGCUGUCUGGCUCAAAGUCGAUAUAGAUAGUCCGAUCGAGUAUGCUGCUUUAAUCAUUGUUAAUCUGCUGACUGCUUUACUGAUGAUCGAGGACAUAACUACCUUAAAUUCAGGCAGGGGAUUCGGUUGUCCAAAAUGGAGCUACAAGUAUAGUAUGCCAGUGUUUUGUCCAGCUUGGCCACCUUCGUAGCAUCUGUAGCAUUAACAUCACAAGGGACAGAUUGACGAGGAGGAUCUGGGGACGGGACCUGAUCGGGAAGAUCAGUUCCAGACCGACGAUGAAGAAAACCAAGCGGAGAGAACUUGUGACGACGAUAGCAAUGGCUCAGAUUCGGGGAGCAGCACUUCAUCUUCACCCAAUGCAAACCAUUCUUCCCACAGCAUGGAACUCACUACUCCAACCUGGCCUCAGAGCUUCAGGGCAUCAAUGGACAUGUUCACCAAUGUGGCUGCUGCUGCUUCCUCGAUUUCCUUCCUGAAGGAAGACACUGAUGGGUUGUCGCCUUCAAACUUAAGGGAUUCCGAAUCGGAUUCUUUCCUGAAAGAAUCCUUGAUCCCAAAGCGGGAUUUGGGGAAACUAGUUAUUUCCUGCCCAUCUCCCGUGGGGCAAACAUCUGCAUCUCCACAUUCACAAGCACCGGCGGAGGACGAUAAUAAGCAAAGCUCGUUUGCACAAGCGGUUCUCAAUGGGAUCAAUAUUUUAUGCGGUAUAGGGCUGCUUGCUACUCCAUAUGCAGUCAAACAAGGAGGGUGGCUUAGCCUCUUCAUACUUUUACUCUUCGGGAUCAUCUGCUGCUACACUGGAAGCUUGCUGAAGGAAUGUCUGGAAAGCUCUCCUCUUACUCGCACUUAUCCUGACAUUGCUCAGGCUGCUUUCGGAUUACCGGGUCGCUUACUCGUGUCUAUUCUUCUUUACUUCGAGUUAUACGCAGCUUGUGUGGAGUAUGUAAUCAUGACGAGUGAUAACUUAUCUACAUUGUUCCCAAAUACAAGCAUGGAUUUGAUUGGAAUGCAUCUCGACGCUCAACGAAUCUUCCCCAUUGCAGCAACUCUCAUAGUUCUUCCAACUGUUUGGCUCCGAGACCUUACCCUCCUUUCCUACCUUUCAGUUGGUGGAGUAGGUGCAUCGGUUCUACUGGCUGGCUGCUUGGUGUGGAGUGGGAUGGCCAAUGAAGUUGGAAUGCAUUCAAGUGGAACAGCUAUUGACCUCGGAAAUCUACCUUUUGCAGUUGGUAUAUAUGGAUAUUGCUUCUCUGGACAUGCUGUUUUCCCAAACAUUUACUACUCGAUGAGAGAACCGUCAAAGUUUCCUUCGGUUUUGAUUGUCAGCUUUGUUUUCUGCUGGUUCAUGUACACUGCAGUGGCGAUAUGCGGGUAUCUCUUGUUUGGUGAUGCAGUGAAAUCUCAGUUUACCCUGAACAUGCCAGAACAGCUUGUUUCCUCCAAUGUCGCAGUCUGGACAGCAGUUGUGAACCCAAUGACAAAAUAUGCAUUGACCAUGAUGCCAGUUGCGUUGAGCUUAGAAGAACUCAUCCCUUCUGGCAGGUUCAGAUCUUACGGUGCAUCAAUAGGAAUCAGAACGGUUUUAGUACUUUCAACUUUAUUUGUGGCUCUGGCAGUUCCAUUCUUUGGUUCUGUGAUGGCCUUCUGUGGAUCCUUCCUUGCAAUGCUUCUGGCUAUCGUCCUUCCAUGUGCUUGUUAUGUCAGCAUAUUCCAGGACAGAUUGACCAAGUUAGAGCUGGCAGCUUGUGGUUUCAGCGUACUUGUGGGCUUGUUGAGCGCUGUCAUUGGCACAUACACAUCAGUCAUCAGAAUAGCUAAUGAAAUGGGCUGAUAACUCCAAAUGAAGCUCGUCGCAGUUCAACAGAAAGAGGAAUUUUUGCAGUAAUGACAGUAUGACACUGAAGGAAGGCACUUUUUUUUCUCUUUUUGGUCGGGUUGUACAGUAAGCAGGAUUAAAGUAGGAAAGCCAUGCCAAAUGGGGAAGUAGAAGAGACAAAAAAAAAAAGAAUUGUAGAAUGUAAUUCACCGACUUUUGUUUAGAUACUAUACCAAAGGGUUCUUACUGUUCUUCCCGAACUGGAAAUUUUUUAUAACCAACAACAUGGGGCUCUCUUGUUAUGCUGCUACUCUGAGCAGGUCCCUUGAAGGGGAAGAGGCAGGGGAUCUUUCGUCUUUGGUUCACUCUAUCACCUUGUGAUUUUGUUAACAACACAGAUAAUGACGG
Linum tenue is the source of this 3326-nucleotide messenger RNA. The record is from the annotation of a GenBank genome assembly. NCBI's taxonomy places the organism in Eukaryota, Viridiplantae, Streptophyta, Magnoliopsida, Malpighiales, Linaceae.